ACUCAGAAGCAGCUAUCUGAAGACAUCUGAACGCUGAGGAUACAAUUUCACAUAGCUCCCAGCCUUCGGGGAGGAACGGCCGUCACUGGAAAGGCACAAAAUAAAAGGCUUACGUCAUCCGUUGUCCAAGCAACUGGAACCCCACGUGCCGAGGAAAUUUUUGAGUGAUUGGGACGAGGUGGCGCACUGCAUCAUGGGUAGGUGAAGAAUAAGCAAAGAUGGCGGACACCGAUGAUACGACGUCCGUCGGUUCUCGGCCGAAAACGGCCUUAAUGAAGCGACAUGAACAAUUGCAACGCUGGAAAGGCUCAGAACUGGACAGGGAACGAAGUAAUGUUGAUCCAAAGAGGAUAAAAGUGAAAUUUAACCAGGGAUGUGUGUUUCUGGCGGCAUGUGCGAGUGGCGACACGGACGAGGUGAAGAAAAUGUUGGGAAAAGGGGCCGACAUAAAUUAUGCAAAUGUUGACGGCCUGACCGCCCUCCAUCAAGCUGUCAUCGAUGAGAAGCUUGAGAUGGUGGAGUUCCUGGUGGAGAGUGGGGCUGACAUAGAAGCGCAGGACAACGAAGGCUGGACACCGCUCCAUGCUGCAGCCUCCUGCGGCUUCCUGGACAUAGCACAGUAUCUUGUAGACAAUGGGGCCAAUGUUGCAGCUGUUAAUAAUGAGGGGGAAAUCCCCUUGGACCUGGCUGAAGAGGAGGACAUGGAAGAGUAUCUACAAAACAUCAUUGACAAGCUGGGUCUUGAUGUUGAAAAUGCCAGGAAUGAGGAAGAACAACGCAUGUUGACUGAUGCCAACCAGUGGCUCAACACGAAAAAUAUUAAAGAGAAGCGACAUCCAAAGUCUGGUGCCACAGCACUCCACGUGGCCGCUGCCAAAGGUUAUAUAAAAGUUAUGAGUAUUCUUAUACAAGCCGGCGCCAACGUUGACGAAAUAGACAACGAUGGGUGGACGCCACUCCACGCCGCAUCGCACUGGGGGCAGAAGGAGGCUGUGGAAUCACUAGUGGAGAAUAUGUGCGACAUGGACCACAAAAACAAACUUGGUCAGACUGCCUUUGACCUGGCCGACGACGAAAUGUUGAAGUGGUUAGAAGAACUGAAAAAGAAACAAGCUUCUUUGAAGAAAGAAGAGAAGCCAUCUGCUCCAAGAAUUGAAGCUAAGAACCCUCCACCCUUCAAGAGAAGAACGGCAAGUAGUCUCAAAAAUCGUCCUGAGAUGAAUUGGUCUUCCGUUACACGCAUUAGUGUUCCUGACCGCAACAUGCUGCUACACCAAGAUAUGGCGAAGGAGCGGCGCGAGUUGGAACUGAAGAUUCACGGCAAGGACAGUGAGAAGGAAAAGCCGGCCAGUAAUGUGAAACCGAAGUCACCGACUGGCCCCAGUCGGGCACACGGGCCGACCGUUGUCGCAAAACGGAAGAUAACCCCCUGGGUCGCUCAAAGGCCCAUUUUCCCUGAUUAUGAAGAGCGGGAACGGGGCAGCACAGUUAAAGCCAGCACCAUUCAAGGGCCCCGACGUUCUGGUGGUUUCACCAAAGUUGGCACAUUGGAAUACAGUGUAACUAAUGCGGAGUCGUACAUGUACCUUCGCAAUCCGUGGGAAGUCGACACUCUGGAGAAGAAGACGAUGGAGUCCUCCAGCUCUAGUGAGAGCGAGAGUGAGAGCUCGGAGGAUGACAGCAAGAACCGAUCCGCCAAGAACCGCGGCAGCCUCAACCACAACAAGCCAGGCGAGGUCAACACCAGGCAAGCCAACCGAGCCGGGAAUCUACCCCAAGUCCCUGCCACCCCAACAACGCCUGCAAAGAAAGAGGUCCCCAGCUUCUCCCCCAAGCCACUGCAGCCCCCAAGGCAAGACUCCAAGGAGGAAGCCACUCCGGCCUGGCGGCAGGGCCUGCGGAAGUCGGGCAGUGCCAGCGUGGUGGCUGACACUGUCCAGAAACCGGACAAGGAGCCAGAGAAGCUGCCCCGGUCAUCAUCCAGUCCCAAGCUGACCAUGACGGAGGAGCGGGCCAAGCAAUCAGUCAGUGAGAGGCAGGAUAGGCUAGGGCGGCUAACGGAGGACAAGCCGGUUGAAACCAAAACGUCGGAACCGAAGCCCGAAGAAAAACCCGGCAGGGAGUACGGAAUUUCCUCGCGAGGCGGGUCGUUCACGAGACGUCCCCGCAUCAUUGCCGAUGUAACCACCGACCAGGACAAAGGCCCGGACACUGACCGGAACACGACCAUAACCGCAACCAUAACCACCACCACUACCCCUUCUGUAACCACGGCAACAACUACCGUUCCAACAAACGGGAGAAGGUCGUACAUGACACCUGCCAAGGACGAGGAGUCGGAAACGCAACGUAGAGUAAGGGCUAAGCGGGAAAGGUCAUCACGGAGAUCAACUCAGGGAGUGACAGCAGAAGACUUAGAGGGUGCUAAGACUGCAAUUCAAAAGAAAGAUGACAAGGAGAAAGACAAUAAGAACGAACCCCAGAAGGAUAAUAAGAAAGAAGAGGAGCCUCCUAGGCCAUCUCGGAGAAUUGGAAGGGUAUCACUUACGAGCAACAAGGAGGAGCCGGAACCAGUUCAGCAGUUUUCAGGACGAAGGGGUCAGGAUAACCAGGCUAACACCACAGCGACCUUCACAGCUCGGCCUGGCCGGCUGGGUUCAGCAUCAACCGAUACCACCAGUACCUCAGUGCGCACAGCUAGACUCCCAUCACAUGGCACUGAUGAAGCCAAGGAGAAAGAGCGACGAGAGAGUGCCCGGAAAGACCACGAGCAGGAGCGUCUGCGGAAAGAGCGGGAGAAGGAGAAGGAGCGGGAGAAGGAGAAAGAGAAGGACGACGACGACAAGUCGCCCAAGAAGCACAGCACCAUCUCGAGACGUCGGCCCCGUGAACGGCGACGUGCCACUGGGGUCAUUUACAUCGAUGAAGAGAACGAAGACGAAUCAGAGGACUCACAAGUAGAAGAUAAAGAUAAACUUUCUGAAAAGACUGCAGAUCGGUACAGCAGACCACUUUCAACAAGCUCGAUAGGUAGCAGACACAGUGACACUUCCUCAACACCAUCUUUAUCUGAUCGCUAUGCAAGCCGCACCGGGUCAGGGUCUUCUUACACUCGGGACAGAGACAGGGACCGAGAUCGCGAGAACGAGAAGACGGCUGCAGGAACACCCUGUCAGAACUGCAAAAAGCUGUUCGAAGAGCAGCAGUCAUUGGUCACAAAACUCCAGGACCAGGUCAAAGAGCGUGACCUCGAGGUCGCCGGGCUGAAGAUGCAGUUGGAGAAGGCCCAGCAGAAAUCGGAUCGGUUCGAUACCAAGUCGGUUGAUAACGAAAAGAGGGAGAGAAGGGCACUAGAAAGAAGGCUCUCAGAAUUGGAGGAAGAACUCAAGGCUAUGGAGCAACUGAAGGCAGACAACCAACGUCUUAAGGACGAGAAUGGAGCUUUAGUACGAGUCAUAAGCAAGCUGUCCAAAUGAUGAAUCUCUCUUGCUAGCGUCAUGUAGUGUUUUCAUUUAUCGUUUUGAUGUCUUCAUUUCUUCCAGGGGAGAAAGAGAGAAACAAACCCAAAAAAAUCACCAGAAAAAGGGUUAGAGAUGAUGCCGUGGUCGUGUGUGUUCAAAGUAGAGGCUAGCUUGGGAAGAUUUGAUGCUGCGUAUUGCUUAGACACUGCCAUGCACGUGAAUGCAUGACCAUUAUUCACAUAACUGCGUUUAGAUGUACGCAGUUUGCCUUACCUGUCUUAAGUAAAGACUACAAACUCAGAGGCCCCCCUCUUCCAAAAUUAUUUUGGAGUUGGGGGGGUUCUUUCAAAAUCAAAACAGAAGCCAUUGUCGAUUUUCAGUGGGACUCGUCACAUUACACAGCAAACUCUCUCUGUGUCCUCCUCGCCCCGAUUGGGAUUAAACAUCUUCAACACAGUGUUUGGUACAUUGGUUGGCAUUGGUAGUACGCUUUUGGCCGAGUGGCCGCCAGUUUGUCCAUUGUGUCGAAAUGGGUCAAGCUGAACGCAGUGUGUCACCAAUCUGCUCGGUGAUCAUAAUCAUGUAAGGGGCAUUUACAUAGCGUGUAUAAGCAACUCACUUGCAAUGGCAAGCGUGCGUGGAGGUCUCAUCUGCGUGCAGGAUCAUCUCAGCCCUUUUGGACGUAGUGCAAAUCAGGGUGAGCGCCAUCUAGAUUGUGGUUUACAAAAACUUGUGAGUUCAGGGAUUCGUGUAGAGGCUGCCAUUUUUUGGGAGGCAGGCAAAAGAUUCAACUGUUCAGCAUGUCUUUGGUUGAUUUUUGUUUUCCCUCUUUUUUUGAAGAAAGUGUCUAUUUUCAGUUUAAGUCCUAUGUGAUAUUUUUAUGCAGUGUCAUCUAAAUGGCCUAUCUAACAUUAAAUAAAGCACUUGUAGAUCUAUUAUAACAGCAUCAUUAGCGUCCACCGUUCUCUGCAAAUUGAGCCUUCUUUUUUGGUUCAGUUUGGAACGACAAGCAACUUCAAAGGAUGUAUCGGUUAACUGAAAAAGAAAAACCCUACGAAGCCCAGACCGUUUGUGAUGCACUUGGCCAAGUUGUAACUGAAGGGACAUGAUUUUCACUGGUGAGACAUUGAAUUAUUCGGACAGUUGCUGUAUCAUCUUGCAAAAUUGCAUAGAAACAGUCUGCACAUUUGUGCUGCAGAUUGCCCUGAAAAUGGCAGCCUUCCAUAGGUCCUACCUCCCCAGAAUGUCCGCAUCAUCUUCUGAUGCUGUGACAUUGAGGUUGUAUCGAGCGUAUGUAGCCUUCCCCGUACUCUUUGUUGGGCAGUGGAGCAAACUUGAUUACUCUGGACAGUACUGCCCUCAAGACUAGCUCAGCUUCCUUCCGAGUUCUUCCUGUAGGAAGUUGGAUCUCAGCUAGAUGGGGUUAGUCAUGCUCGUCUUAGCACUAGCAGAAGUGAACAAGGAGCCUAUGGACCAUAGAGCAUAUUCCCAGAAUUCCCUCCGUCUCUCUAAACAGAGUUGAUGCAUGAAGUCCAAUGCAUGAAGUGCGCAAACCCAAGGUUUUUCCCAGGGAUGAAGUUUACAGUUGUUUUGUUUGACAUGUUCAGUGGUUCUUGUCAGCUUCUGCAUUUGGCUUCAUCCUGUUAAAGGGCGUGCCUUUUGUACGUUUAGUGGACGGGUGCAUCUGCCCUGAAGAUUCUUCUGAGUUGACUUCAUAUUUGCAUCUUGAUGCAGAAGGAUGUUUGGCCACCUUGUAAUCACAGACUCAUUGCAGUUUGACAGUUUAGGAGUCGAAGGGCUGCCUCAAGUAUGCUUAAAGCAGACCUUGAUACUACUUAAGUCACAACUCAAAGGAAUGCAGAGUUUUGCUCCACUGCCUAAUAGCUACUCCAUGAGUUUCUCAAGAGUUGUCAUAGCUUGUAAUUUGACUGUUGUGUUUUCCAUCUUUCCAUUUCACUAGUGUAGAGUUUUUCAGUAGCAGCGUAACCUGUACAUAACCCCUCACCCUCUUCACAAAAUAAUCAUGUACAAGUGACACAAGAAACUGAAAAUGCUAAGAGGGAGAGUUUUAAAAGUAAAAAAAAAAGUCACAGGAAACUUAAAAGAACUUUCAACUGUUAAUUUGUAAAUUGUACAGAAAAAUAAUGUUUAGCCUUUUUGUAGGCAGGGGAGAGUAACGUGUUAAGACCUCAGGUGACGCCAUAUUGCAAGUAGACUAAUACUGUUAAGGGGUGCAUUGUAUUUUUUGAGAUGGGGUUUAGAAGUUCAAGAAGUUAAAGGAAGAAUUGGCAUGUUGCCAGUAACUUAUUACAGUUCCUGUACGGUGUGCCAGGAUGCUCUUACUGAUGACAAGUAGAGUAUUUUCCAGGUAUAAGGAUUCGUCUGUGAUGCACAUGCUACACUGCUCAGUCGAAUAGUGGUGGCAGAAGUGGGAUAGCCAAGCCCAUGCUACACACUGCUCAGUGGAAGAGUGAUGGCAGAAGUGGGAUAGCCAUGCCCAUGCUAGACAUUGCUCAGUGGAAAGAUGGUGGCAGAAGCGGGAUAGCCAUGGCUGUUAAGAAAAUGCAGGACAGUUCAUACUCGGUGCUUUCAUGGAACUUGUGAAUCUGCGGCACAGUGACUCUGCCUUCAGUGCCUUUCUUCCGCCAACAUCUUGAACUUUUUUUCCUCCAGAGUUUGCCUUGUGAUUUUGCAGUGGGCAAUGAAAAUCAACUUUUGUUGGUAAGGGACGUACCGUAUUUAGCAUGUGUGCAAUAUAUGGCAUCUGGAUCUUCGUUAACAAAACAUAGAUUCUAUUUAUUGUAGUUGUUAAUCCACAUGCCGCCAAGAUACAGUAAGUUGUCAGAAUUUUUUUGUAGUUGAAUUAGAAACGGUUUGAAGGAAUUAUCUUUGGUAGGUCCACUCUAGUUGAUUUCCCUACGCUCAGUUUGUUCUUAGAAAGUCACUGUGACCUUUCUUUUCUGGUGAAAGUUUCAUAGUUGACCAGUAACUGGAACUUUCAGAUUGCAAAGGCACUCCAGGAAAAGGAAAAUCCAAGAGACGUCUCCAAGCAGAAGACAAAAAAAAACCAGAUUGAAAAACUAAACUCAAAUCAUUAUGAAGAAUAUUCUGGGCACGAUAUCCGUCCAGAGAAUGGUUUCAGUUGUAACAACUUUCAAGUGUAGAAGCUGAGGUCUUUUGUAGACUUUAGUCUGUAAGUUUUCACAGUUUGUAAUACUGAGAUUUCUUCCCAAGAAGGACAUUUUUGAAACUAUGUGCCCACUGGUCAGAAUAAAAUAUGUCAUUUCUUCAUUUCCUUUAUUUCAUAUUUCAAGUCAUUUGGAGCUCAUGCUGUAUGGCACGUGUCCUUGCCUUUUUGUACUUUUUGUAUAUUUGUAUAAAAAUAGAUUGUAUUUUAAUAGGUUUAAUAUUGUGGGCCCUGUUAGCUUAUUAUUGGCUUAUUAUUUAAUAGUUUUAUUUUAUACUAGCACCUUUAACCUGCUUAAGCCAGCUGUGUAGCAUUGAUAUUCCCUGAUUUCAAGGAGCGCACUGUCUAGAGCCCAUUUUGUGCUGUAUAGAAAAGUAUACAAGAUUUGUCCGUCAAACAUUGGAAGUUUCAGAAUGUGCCAUCAGCAUUUUGUACAAAAUCUGCAUUUCUUAAUUCCUUUUGAAUGUGCUUGUUUUUUUGGGGGGGGGGUGUUUUGUUUUUCAGACAAAAUUUGAAAAUUCUGCAGAAGGAAACCUGUGCUUGGACUCUUUCAGUGUCAAAUCAAAAAAUCUCCAAAUGUUAUCCCCCCAACACAUUUAGAAAGUCCCAUGUCAGCACGCUGUCAUUCACGUACAACUUUAAGAUCAUCUUUGAACUCUCUGUUCAUUUCCCAGCAUCUUUCCUGGAGACUCACGCCCCCAAGUCUCCAGGCUUUGGCCGAGGUUUUUGAGCAUCACUCUAAAACUCAUUACUCAAAACUGUUGGCAAGACCUGGGUACUUAUCAUUGAUACGAGAACACACUCACCAGCUGUGGCUUUCUUGAGCUUGGAAUUUUUAUCCAAGUCGGCGCCGAUCACUGGUGGUUUUAAAUGUGCUUAAAACGUCUGUGGGAGAUAUAGCAUACAACCUCCAUUAAAACCACGGCACUCAUAGUUGCAGUUGGUCAAUAAUCUUUGGACAUUUUUCUCUGACGAAUAGCUCCGUUAAUUGAGCUGUUGAAUUGAAAAGCUUAUUUUUUUCUUGAUUUUCUCAUUUAUAUGUUGACAUUGCAGAUUUAAGCACAUGUCUUUCAUUUCAUCAUGUCUGUUGCUGUGAUGGCUGCUUGAAUAGAGUGACAGCUUACAACAUUUCUCAAUCUCGCUAAUAACAAGUGCAUUAAAAUGUGCAUCAGUACCACUAGGCAUUAACAAAGAGCAGAGCAUAAAUAAUUGCAUUUCUCUUUUUUGUGGCCAUGCUUUGUGUCUUCCAACCAAGAAAAUCUCUAGUAAUUAUGAUUUGCAUGCACAAAAAUACUUAUUAAUGACACCAGUUACCAGUGUAAUUGAGUCUGUAUUUUUUACCAUAUUUAUUUAUUGUAGACUGGACGUCAGUAACAACUUAAAGUUUCAGAUAAAUAAUGAUCGAGUGGAACAACUCUAUGUACAAGCGACAAGAAAUUUAAAUACAGUUGUUGAGUUAGAAUGUUAAAAGUCCUUUCGUUGAGUGUUUUUGGAACAUGGAAGGGACAUGUUGUAAUAUUGUGAAUACUAUUCUAGAAUACCAGCUGAAUUUUUUCCUUAAUACAGACUUUGGAUUGCCAUGUCAGAGUGUUGAUUACCAAUAGUCGAGUUCUGAAGAAACAAUCAAUAACUUGGAAGUGGGCAGAUGUUUUGAGGGGUAUGUAGAAAACUGCAUGAAACGGCCGUCUGCUUUUCCUGCAGUCCGCAUCAGCAGACGACUGUUUGAGGACUUUUCUUGGGUAGGUUUGUUUCAAUUUAUACAUUGAGGGCUGUUUGAAGUCACUUUCUUUGGGUAUUAUGAGUAGUGCUUUUUGAGUAAAACUUACACAAAUAUUCCUGCUGUGGUGUGAGCUAAUAAUAUAAACGAUUGAUGUUUAAAAAAAAAUACUGUGGUAGAGUGUUGUUGACACAUGGAAAUUAGCUUCCACUGUUUGAGCAUUGAUUGUAAAAACUAAAAAUCGGUUAAAUUAGCCAUUCCAGUACUUUCUCAAAUUGGUGUGAUCAAGCCAGUUACGUUGUUUUGUUUUUUUCAUUGCGGAUUUACCAGCAUGUAGUGCUCCACUGCUGUUACAUAAGUAAGGAGGGGAAGAUUAAAUGUGCGAUUGGUUAAACAUCCUCUGAUUCAAACAGACACUGAAUGCUGACAUCCCAGUGCGCUCACACCAUAAGCAAAAUGACAGCAAGGUGUGUUACUAUCUCAAAUGGAAGCUACAUUUUCACGUUUGUAGGUUUUGUUCCUGGGCCUAACGCAGACUUAUGUGAUUGUCCCAAGUAUUCUAGCCAUCCCGGUACCAUAGGGAAAUAUCCACCUCUUGACUUUUUGUGCAGAUCAUCCUGAAUUUCUGCCUAGAAUCCCAUGCGAAUGGUCUGGGACACUUCACAUGUCCAGCAUACAUCCAUUGUCUGCAUAAGGGUACCAGACUCUUCAAAAGUGUAAAGGACUAACUGCUGUUGAAUCUGAGACGUAAACUUGAGGAAUCUUGUAAAAGAGAUUAAACUUCACUUUCAUUGCCAACUCAAAAUCCAGAAAACAAUUCACAGUAGUCCAAAGUCGAGUUUCCUUUAUUGUUGUGUAGGACAUUUACUGCCCAAUUCCGUAAAUGUUCCGUAAUGUUACUAUGUUUCAGACUGGUAUCUGCUGAGGUUUUACUGCAUUUUGAAUGGCCCUCGUUAAAUCGAUGUUACCCACACAUUGAACGAUGUAGAUACAUGGCAUGAUGAUUAUGUAUGUUAGUGUGAAAGAAACUGAACUGUUGCCGUAGAAGAAAAACUGUAUAUUAAUAAGACAUAUUUGGCUGAGGACUAGGGUUUACCUCUAGUGCAACAUGAUAGUUUGUUAUUAGAAAACAAACAAGAAAAAUAACAAGAAAAGUAGCCAGACAUGGCCACAAAGCUCAAAGAAAUUUUCUUUUUCUUUUCACAUUAAACAAAAUCUCUGAACACUUGUGUGCCUUAGCGUAAUUUCUCGAGUUGAUUUGUUGGAGAACAAUCUUAAAUAUUGUAAAUUGGGCUUCAAGUAUUCAAACAGUGUUUAAUUAAGUAAUGUGAUUUAAUUUAUUAAAUUAUUGUAUACAACCAUCACUCACAAAAUUUGGGCCUGUGAUCAGUCCAUGGACUGUUAAUUCAUUUCUUGCCUGAACUGGACGUCAGUGAUGUACUAAAUAACACUGAUGUCACAAAUAUUUUGGUUUCAACGUGGGAAAAGUAUCCAGCUCCUACAUUAUAAUUAGGUAAUGCAGAAAGCAUUCAUGGCCGAUCCAGUGCGCUUAGUAUUCUUGCGUGACCUUUUACCUUUGAGACCAUAGAUUGCUUGUUUCCAUACUUUUUUUUCGUUUGUUUUGGGCAAGUGGCUUCAUUCGGGGAUGCACAUUCAUCAGCAUAUAUAGGCCCAUUGACUGUUAUUACUAAAAAAGUUUGUUUCGACAUACCAAAUUAUAUGAACUGUUUCUCAAUCAUGUAUGUUGGUUUCCUUGUAGAAAAAAAAUAUUAAUAACAUUUUAGGUAGAUAAGACAUGGAAAUUUGCAGCUUUAAAAUAAAAUGUUUGUAAUAUGACAGAAAUGAA
This is a messenger RNA of Acanthaster planci (crown-of-thorns starfish), 10211 nucleotides long. RefSeq names its product protein phosphatase 1 regulatory subunit 12A-like. Gene Ontology annotation, biological process: signal transduction. Gene Ontology annotation, molecular function: protein kinase binding; phosphatase regulator activity; enzyme inhibitor activity. Gene Ontology annotation, cellular component: cytoplasm. Lineage: Eukaryota; Metazoa; Echinodermata; Asteroidea; Valvatida; Acanthasteridae. The record is from RefSeq and is a predicted model, not a curated record.